UUCAGCUUGUCCGAUGCGGCCGCUUCGGCUUUACGUGAUUUUUACUUGGAAUUACGUCGGAAUCGGCACUCUCGAGAUACAUUUCCAGUCACCAUGAGACAGUUGGAAUCGUUAAUACGCCUGACAGAAGCUCGGGCUCGAGCUGAACUACGCGAGGAGGCUACGAGACAGGACGCCUUAGAUGCUUGCGAACUUAUGCGAGCAACCGGUCUUGGAACGGGUUAUGUCGGUGAAACUCCAGCAAAUGCCACACUCAGUCAAAUAGCCCGAACGAUCCCACAAACUUCCCGACGUCUUACUUCAAAUUCCGGCCCGGCAGCCGCAAGACGUUUACUGUCUGCUCUGGAGAGUUGUUGGAGUGUGUCAGAGAACACAAAGUCUAAGGAUUUUCGCAAGAAACGUUUCAAAAAACAAAAGGGUGAAUAUCUGGCUGCCAAAGAUCCACCACCAGAAAUUUUGAAGGAAAUUCAGAAUGAAGAAGAGGACGCCCUGAAAUCGAAACCAGAUGAAAACUUGAACACGCUUACACAAGAUGAACUUCUGAAUAAGAGGCAAAGUUAG
Messenger RNA from Echinostoma caproni, 561 nucleotides. The record is from the annotation of a GenBank genome assembly. NCBI's taxonomy places the organism in Eukaryota, Metazoa, Platyhelminthes, Trematoda, Plagiorchiida, Echinostomatidae.